Juglans regia (Persian walnut) is the source of this 750-nucleotide messenger RNA. RefSeq lists its product as uncharacterized. Gene Ontology annotation, molecular function: nucleic acid binding. Bases 1 to 750 code for a protein of 249 amino acids. The record is from RefSeq and is a predicted model, not a curated record. Gene Ontology annotation, biological process: DNA integration. NCBI's taxonomy places the organism in Eukaryota, Viridiplantae, Streptophyta, Magnoliopsida, Fagales, Juglandaceae. The transcript has 2 exons.
AUGACAGGACCAUGGUUGUUUGCACAAUGGGGUAUAGACUUGGUCGACCCUAUGCCCCCGAGUAAAGGAGGGAUGAAGUUCAUCAUUGUUGCCGUCGACUAUUUCACAAAAUGGGCUGAAGCGGAUGCAAUGGUAAUAGUGACUGCUCAAAACGUGACGAAGUUCAUCUGGAAGGCAAUCGUGUGCAGAUGGUGUGUAGAGCUUGGGAUUAAAGUCAAGUAUUCAUCUCCCGGACACCCACAUGUGAAUGAGCAAGUCGAGGCAACCAAUAAGACUAUAGUCGGAAUAUUAAAGAAGAAGGUUGGUGAAAAGAAAGGGGCAUGGGCAUAUGAGCUCUCAAAGAUACUAUGGGCAUACAGAACAACAUCCAAGACCUCAUCAGGUGAAACUCCUUUUGCUUUAGCAUACGGAAUUGAGGCCAUGAUACUUGUAGAAGUGGGGGUACCAAGUCAUAGAAGCCUCCAUUUCAACGACUGUGAGAACGAAAGGAAGCUGGAAGAGCACCUAGAUCUUCUAAAAAAAAAGGGGAAAUGCUUAAACAAGGGUAGCUACUUACAAGAAGAAGACAAAGUAGUAUUUCAGCAAAAAAGUAAGACCAAGAUCCUUCAAAGUAGGCGAUUUGGUCUUAAACGACAUAGUAGUAACCACGACGGAAGAAGGAAAGCUAGGACCGAGAUGGGAAGGACCAUACUUGGUCACAGGGACCAACCAUCAGGGGACCUAUCACCUAAAAGAUACGGUGGGACGUGA